ACAGUGGUAGAGACCGACCGCUUCAUUAACUGUAGACGGGAGCUUCUUGCUGUUUUUCGCGUCGCGUAUUUAGCAAUGAUGAAGAUUGGUAAAGGGUUAACUGUGAUGUCAGUUGCAGAGGCAGGGACUGCUACACACUGAAAGCAGUUUCCACCCAGCUUUAAAUACAACGCCAACACAGACAACAGCGAACAGUGUGUAAACGGCAGAGUCAAAAUACAUGGGCGAAGAGCAGCGAACAUCAACCGGAUUCAGCAGCGUACGACGAUCUACUAAGUGCAUUUGAAUGGCUGUCACAUCCUAACGCGUCUGCCGCAUCCCACGUAUAGUAAGACCAUGAACUACGUGGGUCAGCUGGCCGGUCAGGUUUUUGUGCAGGUGAAGGAGCUGUACAGAGGCCUGAACCCUGCCACCCUUUCCGGCUGUAUUGAUGUCAUUGUGGUGCGUCAGCCCGACGGCACUCUGCAGUGCUCGCCUUUUCACGUCCGUUUCGGCAAGAUGGGAGUGCUGCGCUCACGGGAGAAAGUGGUUGACAUUGAGAUAAAUGGGGAGCCGGUCAGUUUACACAUGAAACUGGGUGAAAAUGGAGAGGCAUUCUUUGUCACAGAAACAGAAAGUGGUGAGGAGAUGGUGCCGUCCCAUUUGGCUACAUCACCCAUAAUUUCAGAAGGCUCUGCCCUAAUGCAGGCCCAAAUGGGAAAAGGCUUGUCCCGUCUUUCUGAGUCCUCCAUUCAAACCUCCAUUCAAACCCUAGGCCCCAUGCAGGCCCCUGUUGACAGUUCAAUAAUGAAGAAGAGGAGGAAGAGGAGGAGAAAAUCUAAAGUAGACAGCAAGAAGCGAGAGGACAACGAAGAAUUUUCAGAAGAUGAGGACAUGUUUACUAUCGACAUGAGUUCUGAUGAUGACGCAGAGGCUUCAGGCAGUAGAGCCAUGUCACAUGAGCUGUUUGUUGAGCAGGUGAAAGGAACCAGCAGCACAUACACACAGUCUGAAGGAAAGUGGACUGGUGUUCAAAGUACAGGGUUGGAGAAGACAUGCUCUUUACCCAUUCCCACCAAUGCAGGAUUAUCCAUUUCUUGCCCUCAACAUAUAGCCAUGUUCCAGUCCACACACAGUCCAAAUAGCUCCCUGCCAUCUACACCCAAGAGUGAUUCAGAGUUGCUAGACAGUCAGAGGGGUAAAGGGAAACUGGACAACCCUGAGAUGUUGUGGACAUGGGGAGAGCUACCUCAUGCUGCCAAGCCUUCAUUCCUUCAGCCCCUGUCAGAGCCCAUGGUGGUGAACCCAAGAUCGAUCCCACCAUCUGAAAGCACGCACUUCAGAGCCAUCACUGGGGAUGGAAAGUCUCAUAGCAUUGAUGUGUAUGUGCCUGAUCUCAGGGCUGGAGAGGCAACAUCUCCCCCUGCUGUAGAUGUAGAGGCCACCAGUGCAGCCGCCCAUCUUAUCACUGACCUAAUGCAGGGGUGUCACAGUCCUGGGGCUCAUGCCAUUAGCAAGAUGGACUCUCCAUCCAAGAAAAAAGACAAAAGGAGCCGGCACUUGGGAUCAGAUGGAAUAUACCUGGAUGACAUUACAGAGUUGGAGCCUGAGGUGGCUGCCCUGUACUUUCCAAAGAGUGAUGGAACAACUUCUGUGAAGGGUGGAGCAGAUCUGAGAAGUGCAAAUCAGUCCCCUCAGUCAGUGGGCAGCAGUGGGAUGGACAGUGGGGUGGACAGCUUUUCUGACCAGUUAGGAGACCUGCCUCAUAUUGCCAUCUCUCUAUGUGGAGGACUGUCAGAAAACAGAGAGAUCACUAGAGAGGAAUUUGAGGAACGAGCAAUAUCUUAUCAGGAGUUUGCAGAUAAUCCAUCUAUCAUUGAUGAUCCCAACCUGGUUGUAAAGAUUGGAACUAAGUAUUAUAACUGGACCACAGCUGCUCCUAUCGUACUGGCUGUGCAGGUUUUUCAGAAACCCUUGCCAAAGUAUUCCUGUCUGAGUUACGUCUACUCUGCUCUUGGUUUCUUCACAUACUGUUUUCCUAGCGUGUUCGGCUCUAGUCCUGCCACAGUAGAGAACAUCAUGAAGGAGAAGAUGCCCAAGAAAGGAGGACGCUGGUGGUUCUCAUGGCGGGGCAGAAACGACAGCUCCAAAUCGGAAUCAGCAUCAGACCAGAUUGAAGGUGGAGAGGAGUCUAUAAGAACAGGAACUGUGAGCAGAUUAAAGGAUGAAUCAUCAUCCAGUGAAGAUGACAGUGGAAGUGCUAAACAGAACACUGGGAGCAAACAGCCUGAAGUUACCCACAGCUCUGGCCAUUGCUACAGGAAGACUCUUCGCUUGUCCCCAGAACAGCUCGCCAGUCUGCACUUAAAAGAUGGCCCCAAUGAUGUGGUCUUCAGCGUGACUACCCAAUACCAGGGCACCUGCCGCUGUGAGGGUACCAUUUAUCUGUGGAACUGGGAUGACAAGAUAGUGAUUUCAGAUAUUGAUGGCACCAUCACAAGGUCUGAUACCCUGGGACACAUAUUACCAACUCUGGGUAAAGACUGGACCCAUCAGGGUAUCGCCCGACUCUACCACAAAGUCAGCCAGAACGGCUACAAAUUUAUGUACUGUUCAGCUCGGGCUAUUGGCAUGGCUGACAUGACCCGAGGUUACCUGCACUGGGUUAAUGAAAGAGGCACUAUGCUACCCUUGGGACCUGUGCUGCUUAGUCCUAGUAGUCUGUUCUCUGCAUUUCACAGGGAGGUCAUUGAGAAGAAGCCAGAAAAGUUUAAAAUCGAAUGUCUGACCGAUAUAAAAAAUCUGUUCUAUCCAAACACAGAACCCUUCUAUGCUGCUUUUGGAAACAGGGCAACAGAUGUUUAUUCAUAUAAAGAGGUGGGAGUGCCUUUGAACAGAAUAUUCACUGUGAAUCCUAAGGGAGAGCUCAUCCAAGAACACGCAAAGACCAACAUAUCAUCCUAUGGCCGUCUAUGUGAGGUCGUAGAUCAUGUCUUCCCUCUUCUGAUCAGAGGGAACACCACCGACUUUCCCUGUUCAGACACCUUUAGCCAGUUCACCUUCUGGAGAGAGCAGUUACCAGAGGUAGAAAAGCAAGAGAAACAUUCUGAGAGCAGCUAAAAGGACAUAAAGCGAACAUCACCUAACGCUAGCCUGACUUUGUCAUACUCGUAUUCUUCUAGUCAGAAUGUGAGUCUGAUACUACUGUGUCUUAACCGAACCAGCAAAAAACAAAAACAAAUUCUGCACUCAAUUGGAUAGACCUACAACCAAUCAGAGCAACGCAGUAAGUGACGUAUGAACUCAACUGCACACACGCUGGAAGGAGGAGUAAAAUAAUGAGUGUUGCUUCUUUUACUUGGUCCUCCAUGAGUGCGACCAAAGGAGAAACCACAACGACCACAGGGUUUUCAUUGCGUCCCAUCUUCUUAGUGACCAUCGGAGCCUUCCUACGAAUUCCGUAGGAAGGACGGCAAACACAUCUUUCCGAUUGACAAAUGCCUUGAUUGCAGUUCUCUGUUCGUCUUUUAUUAAUGCGCUGUCGAUUUCUUUUACAAAAGACGCAAUAGCGGAAUCUCAGUUCUCCAGGUGCAGUCACCUUUGAGGGAAACCUGUUCAACCCAAUCGCUCUUUGAUAACGUAAUGAUUACGUAACUGCAGAUCAUCCGUCCAUCUUCGUAUAAAGCCCACCCUGGCAAUUUGAUUGGCCUGACGAUUUCUGAACCGAUCACAAUUACUCCUCAAUAGAUCGAGUCCAGACCGAACUUCCCGACCAAAAAAUGUUGUGGGCGGGGUUCGGGCUGGCAUCCAGGCUACUCUCGCUGCACUGCCAUAGGUAUUACUCUACGCACAAGCAACUUAGCACUUUGCAGACCGCAUGCCGCCCUCUGCCUGUUCCUUUAUUAUUAUUUUACUCUUUUAACAAACAUUUAACAUUUCUGUGUGUUUUAAUGUUUUGUUUAACUGCCAAUAGGCUAAAUCCGGUAGCAUAUCACGCAGCUCAUAUUAGGGAAUUCGUUUAUUGAUGAUGGUACUGAUAUUUUAAAGUGCCAAACGCAUUAUUCAUAACCAAGUUUUCCAUUGGCUUGGUCCAAGGUUGUAAAGAUGUAUAAGGGAAUACAAUUAUUUUAGUACAUAGUAUAAAAUGUUUUUGAGCAUGUCAUAAAACAUACUGAGGCCCAGUUUACACGAUGGGAAAACGCAGAUAUUUCUCUGCGUUUUGCCCUCUCAUUUACACGAAAACGCCAUUUUUAUCACUGAAAACUAUUAUUUCUAAAAACUCCGGGCAAAGUGGAGAUUUCUGAAAAAGCCGGUUAUGUGUUGCCGUGUGAACUGGUAAAAACAGCGUUUUAGGUUCUCUCUUGUCGAUUCUGAGGAUUCUGAUUGGCUUGCAUGGCUUUAUCCUUAACUCCUAUGUUGCC
This is a messenger RNA of Pimephales promelas (fathead minnow), 4400 nucleotides long. RefSeq names its product lipin 1a (gene lpin1a). Gene Ontology annotation, biological process: cellular response to insulin stimulus; positive regulation of transcription by RNA polymerase II; triglyceride biosynthetic process. The record is from RefSeq and is a predicted model, not a curated record. Gene Ontology annotation, cellular component: mitochondrial outer membrane; nucleus. Gene Ontology annotation, molecular function: transcription coactivator activity; phosphatidate phosphatase activity. NCBI's taxonomy places the organism in Eukaryota, Metazoa, Chordata, Actinopteri, Cypriniformes, Leuciscidae.